Molecule: messenger RNA, 5286 nt
Organism: Exophiala aquamarina CBS 119918
Lineage: Eukaryota; Fungi; Ascomycota; Eurotiomycetes; Chaetothyriales; Herpotrichiellaceae
Exons: 3
Coding region: 1-5286 (1761 amino acids)
Biological process (GO): long-chain fatty acid biosynthetic process
Cellular component (GO): fatty acid synthase complex
Molecular function (GO): 3-oxoacyl-[acyl-carrier-protein] reductase (NADPH) activity; magnesium ion binding; fatty acid synthase activity
Source: RefSeq, a predicted model, not a curated record
AUGGCUCUGAUCACUGGUGUGGAGAUAGCCCCAGGUGGCAAUGUGGACAGUGCCGAAAGAAGGAACCAGACCUUGGCCUGCAAGAUUUUGAUUGAGCUCCUUUCGAUCGAAACACAGAAGGAAUUUCUCCAUGAGAGAAACGGAAUCGAGCGAUAUGUCGAGAUCGGCCCAGCAAAGAUCCUAGCGACCAUGAUUCAGAAGAGCGCUUCGAAAUGUUAUGCGCCUCACACAAAAUCUCGCUGGUCCCAUUUUAAAUUCUUAUCUUCCACGGAAAACAAGAAUGAAGUCUAUUACGAAUAUCCAGAAGCAACGGAAAAUGCUGUUUCAUCCCAUCCCGCUGCCGACGAGGGUAGCAAGGGGGAUGCUGUCAGCGUCGCCCUCAAAGUCGAGGUCCAAAGCUCUGCUCAGAAAGUGCUAGACGCACAGUUUAGUGAAGUGGUUCCCGUAGCUACGCCCGCAGCCGCCGUGGCCGAUGCCUCACUCAGUGCGGCUCACGUUGUUCUAGCAAUAACAGCGCAGAAACUAAAGCGGCCCUUUGACCAUGUGCCAACCCAGAAAACUAUUCGAGAAUUGUCAGGAGGCAAAUCAACCCUUCAGAAUGAACUCAUUGGUGAUUUGGGUGCAGAAUUUGGCAGUGUUCCAGAUGGUGCAGAAGACUUGAGUUUAGAGGCUCUCGGCGAGGCUCUGCAGCCUGUAUUCUCGGGGAAGCCUGGAAAACAGCUUUCUGCCAUGGUCUCAAAGUUCAUCUCUGGGAAAAUGCCUGCCGGCUUUACGCAAGUAGCAGUGCUGAGUCAUCUUCAAGAUACCUGGGGACUCAGCAACACUCAUUCACUCAUCCCAAUUGUCUUGGCUGUCACAAUAGAACCGCCCUCUCGUCUCCCAGAUAUUGCCUCUGCAAAGGAAUUUUUCGGCGCUCAAACGCUCCGAUGGGCGUCCUAUUCAGGUUUAACCAUCUCUCCAUUGAGCGCACAGACUUCAGCUGUUGCUGUCCAUGCUCCUGUAACGGUCGAUUCAGCAGGCCUUGAACUCGUCCGAAAGGAACAAAAAGAAUAUCAUUUGAAGCAGUACAAACUUUUGGCGAAGUUCCUUCAAAUUAAUCCUGAUCUGGAUCAAGAAAGAAUUCAAGAGCUGAUGGCUUCCGAGACUAUACUAAAAGAAAAGUUGGAACAGUGGACCAAAGAGUUUGACGACCAUUUCUUCGAUGGAAUUCAGCCUUUGUUCGAUAUCCGCAAAAUCCGCACGUACGACUCAUGGUGGAACUGGGCAAGGGAAGAUUUGCUCAGAUUACUGAACGAUUAUGCACAGGAGCAGCCCAAUAUGGACAAUCUCGGCAACCUUGAAAGCGUGCAGGUGCUCCUGAGUAGGUUCGAACCAAGUUGCCUGGAUAUCAUCCAAAAUUCGUCUGACUACCUCAAUCUACGUGGAUCUCUUGGGGUUGCCAAGGAAAUCGCUAGACUCGGUCUUCAAGCUAUGGACAUGGAUCCAGUCUUCAGAUACACUCAAUCUACCAUGGCACCCAAAACCAUCGUGAGUGGCGCAGGUGACAUCGAAUAUUGCGAAGUACCCCGAAGAACUACAAAUUACAGUGCGUUAGUGGAACACGGGCGUAUGACGCCAAAGGGCGACCACAUCCCUUUUGUCCAUCUCCGCAAGCGCAAUAAUGAACAGGUUUGGGGAUAUGAUCCAGAGUCUACCAGAAUUUUCCUAUCAGGUCUACGUACUGGUACAACUUCAGGCAUCACAUUUGCUGGCAAGACAGUUUUGGUCAUUGGUGCGGGUCCAAACUCAAUCGGUGCUGAAGUUGUCCGAGGCCUCUUGUGUGGAGGUGCUCAGGUCAUCGUGACAACAAGUCGCGCUGUUUCAAAGGCAGCCAAGUACUACCAGGACUUGUAUCGCAGACAUGGUGCCCGGGGGUCCGCCCUGUCGAUUUUUCCCUUCAACCAAGCUAGCAAAAGAGACUGUGAAGCAGUGAUUGAUCACGUUUACAGCCCUGGUUCAAUGAGCGGCGAUAAUCUCGACUAUAUCAUCCCCUUUGCAGCAAUCCCGGAAAGUGGCGCGAUUGAUGCUCUGGACAGUAAAUCAGAGCUAGCACACCGUGCGAUGCUGACCAAUGUGCUUCGAGUCCUUGGCUACCUUUGCAAACAGAAGGAAGCACGGGGUCUCGACACCCAGCCAACCACUGCCAUCUUGCCUCUCUCUCCAAAUCAUGGUACAUUCGGAGGAGACGGCAUGUAUGCUGAAUCCAAACUCGGCUUGGAAACCUUAUUCAAUCGCUUCUAUUCUGAGAGUUGGUCUGCCUACCUCAACAUCUGCGGGACGGUAAUUGGUUGGACCAGGGGUACAGGUCUUAUGUCCGCGAACAACAUUGUUGCUGAGGCCAUUGAAAGCCAUGAAGUGAUCACCUUCUCACAGGCUGAGAUGGCCUUCAAUAUACUCGCAUUAAUGACUCCGGCUAUUGCAACCUUGUGUGAAGACCAUCCUGUGUACGCUGAUCUCAAUGGCGGCUUACAAUUUGUGCAAAACCUCAAACAAGAAAUCGUUACCGCCAGACAAGGCGUUUCAGAUGCCAGUCAACUUCAAAAGGCAUUGCUUGCUGAGCGUCUUCGACACCUGACAGUUCUUAGAGGCUCUUCAGAGCCGCAAACAGAGCCUAAACCGAUGAAUCUUGCUACUAAGCUUGCAAACAUGAAUAUCGGUUUCCCUACGCUUUCCGAUUAUGGAGACCUUACCAGAGACAUAAAAAAUCUCUCUGGUAUGCUUGACCUCUCGAGGGUGGUCGUUGUAGUCGGCUACUCGGAACUUGGCCCCUGGGGUAGCGCUAGGACUCGAUGGGAGAUGGAACAUCAAAAUGAACUCUCACUGGAAGGCUACGUCGAACUUGCCUGGGUCAUGGGUCUGGUGAAGCGCAAAGAUGGCGAGCUGAAGGGCCAACCGUACACUGGUUGGGUUGACAGCAAAACCCAGGAGCCAGUGGAGGAUGCUGACUUCAAGAAACGGUACCACGAUGAAAUUAUGAAUCAUUCUGGACUUCGAUUCAUUGAGUCCGAGUCUCUUGGAGGUUAUGAACCCACUAGGAAGGAGCUUCUCCAUGAAGUCGUUGUCGAGGACGACCUUCCGCCAUUCGAAUGUUCUAGAGCGACGGCUGAGGCCUUCAAGCUAAGAUUUCAAGAUAAAGUGAGGAUCGAACCAAUUCCUGAGAGUGACGACUACAAAGUGCAAAUAAAGAAAAGUGCACAUUUUCUUGUCCCAAAAGCGUCUUCAUUCGACCGUGAGAUUGCUGGACAACUCCCGAAAGGUUGGAGUGCAAAAUCGUAUGGCAUUCCAGAAGACAUUAUCCAACAGACGGAUCCAACCACGCUGUACGCUCUUUGCUGUGUUUCUGAAGCAUUAUUGUCCGCUGGUAUCCAGGAUCCUUAUGAAUUCUAUAAGCAUAUUCACGUCUCUGAGUUGGCUAAUUGCAUUGGUACUGGUGCAGGUCCUUUGUUGGCAAUGAGAGGAGUCUAUCGAGACAGAUACCUCGAUCGACCUGUCCAAAGCGAUAUUCUCCAGGAGUCAUUUCUAAACACAAUUGGUGCGUGGAUUAACAUGCUCAUAUUGUCUUCUACUGGCCCUAUCAAAUCGCCUGUUGGAGCAUGUGCAACCGCGAUCGAAUCUCUCGAUAUUGGAUGUGAGGCAAUUCAAGGGGGUAAGUGCAAGGUAGCACUAGUGGGCGGGUGUGACGACUUCCAAGAGGAGAUGUCCUUCGAAUUUGCUAAAAUGAAAGCCACCGCUAACAGCGACGAAGAGUUUGACCGUGGCAGGACACCAAGGGAAAUGUCUCGACCAAGUGCUGCUUCGAGGGGUGGCUUUGUCGAGUCAGCAGGAUGUGGGGUACAGAUACUGAUGAGCGCAGAAUUGGCUCUCCAAAUUGGUCUUCCAAUUUAUGGAGUUGUCGCGUACACGCAAAUGGCUGGUGACAAAAUUGGACGCUCCGUACCUGCACCUGGAAAGGGCAUCUUGACAGCAGCAAAAGAGGUACUCAGCCACGGAGACUCGCACUUACUUGACGUUGAGUUUCGCAGGCAGCAACUUGAGCAGAGCUUUGAGCUCAUCAAGGUUUGGAGAGAUUCUCAAGUCGAGAAAGCCAAAAAUCAUCCCGAUUGGUCUCAAAGUAUGGUCCAAGAAAUCGAAACUGCGGCCGCCACCAAGGCCAGAUCAGCUAAACGAACGUGGGGCAACGAUAUCCGUCUUCAGGAUCCAAAAAUAGCGCCUAUCAAAGCAGCGUUGGCCACCUGGGGUUUGGUGAUCGAUGAUAUAGCUGUCGCAUCCAUGCAUGGCACAUCCACCAAAGCAAAUGAUACAAACGAGGCUGAUGUUAUCAGUACUCAGUUGGCUCAUCUUGGACGCACAAGAGGCAACCCUAUUCUAGCUGUGUGUCAAAAGUCUCUGACCGGACAUCCCAAAGGCGCAGCUGGUGCGUGGCAAUUGAAUGGUUGUAUGCAGAUGCUACAAACAGGAAUAGUUCCAGGAAACAGAAAUCUUGAUAAUGUCGAACGCAACUUACGACAGUACGAACACAUCGUAUAUCCCAUGGAAUCCUUCCGGCCAAGGAACCUUAGAGCCACCAUGCUCACAUCAUUUGGAUUUGGACAGAAGAGUGGGCUUGCGAUUUGUGUCGCGCCAAAAUACCUGUUUUCGGCCAUCGGCAAAGAAGCAUUUGACGACUACCGGCCCCGAGUCACCAUGCGACAACGCUCUGGCAAUGUCGCGUUUCAAAAAGCCUUGAUGACUAAUUCCCUAUUCAAGGCCAAGGAGAGUUCGCCAUGGGAUGGCCCAGAAGGAAGACUAAAGGAAGUACUUCUCAAUCCCAAAGCCCGUGUCUCAAGCGACGAAGCCUCAGAGACCUUAGCUUUUAGGGAAGCGGACACAAGUUCGCACGGAUCUUCCUCUGCGGCGACUCCUCGUGACGAAGUAGAGCAGGAGAUGUUACUCUUCAGCUCAGUCCAAACCAUGUUGCGGGCAUCAUCCAUAUCUGACCAGACAUCGGUCGGCAUCGAUGUUGAGAAUAUCUCCGACAUACCCGUUGACAAUGAAAAUUUCAUCAAUCGCAAUUUCACCACCCUAGAGCGCGAUAUAUGCAGCUCAAAGCCCGAUGUUCGAGCUUCGUUCGCCGGCGGUUGGUGUGCAAAGGAAGCCAUCUUCAAGAGUCUCAAAAUACCCUCGCUCGGGGCUGGAGCUGCCAUGGAUGGAAUUGAGAUUGUUCGUGAUACACACGGGGUUCCCAAGGUUGAGGUAAGUCAAGACUAA